Messenger RNA from Mercurialis annua (annual mercury), 1761 nucleotides. RefSeq lists its product as uncharacterized. NCBI's taxonomy places the organism in Eukaryota, Viridiplantae, Streptophyta, Magnoliopsida, Malpighiales, Euphorbiaceae. Bases 238 to 1626 code for a protein of 462 amino acids. The record is from RefSeq and is a predicted model, not a curated record. The transcript has 5 exons.
AUAGAUCACCCUGGUGCUGUGCGUAUUACUAUAGCUCAGGUAAAGAUAAGUCUCGUGUUACCAUAAAUACUAUUAUUAUCUUUGCUCUAUUGGAAAUAAACCUGAAUUUAUUAUGCCUUUCUUCUCUAUAAUAACGAGAUCAUUCUAGAUCUUCUAUAUUAUGAUAUGUAUUUGAAUUAGUCAUUAUUAGUGCUAUUUGAUUUUAUGAGCUGAAUGAAAUGAUUUUUGUUUUCAGAUAUGAAGCCUAAUUUCAUAAGGACAACAUCACUAGAAAAAGAAGCGUCAUCAAGAUUACGGCACAAACCACCAGCACUAUCUCUAGCACCACGACAAAAACUACCAGCACUAUCUCUAGCACCACGACAGAAACAACCAGCCCCACCACCAGCCGCACAGCAAGCACCACCAGCAGCCCCACCGCAAGCACAACCAGCAGCCCCACCUCGUGCAACCUCAUCAGCCCUACCACGUGCAGCCUCAUCAGGCCCAUCUUUAGCACCACCAGCAUUUGAGGAUGAUAAUUUAGAGAGUCCUUCUCCUUCUAUAUCAUCAAAUCUAAGUUAUCACGGAUACAAUCGCAUUCCUCACAUACAUGUAGAGGCAAAGAGUUUACUUCCUGACGCCCAUGGUAUAGCUCGAAACAUCGGCUGUGCAUUUCAAGAGAAACAAGAUCCGAGUGGAUAUAGCUGGCUUUUAGUGAACAAGGAUGUAAAGCAAUUCUAUUGGGAAGAUUUUCAGAGAAGAUAUACAUGGGAUCCUCAUGCUGAGAUGUUGAUCAAGACCACUUGGAAAAAAGUUGCAGCAUCCCACUACAAUAAGACACUUAAUAAGUGGAGAGAUAAUUGGAAAAAAAAGAAGCAAAUUCCUCAAGGUGUUAAAGAUGAUAUUUGGGAUACAUGGCUUGCUAGGUGGGAAUCAGAUGAUUGGAAAAAAAAAUCUAAAAAAGCUUCAAAGAAUAGGCUUUCAGAACCUGGUGGUAUUGGCACUGGUAUAGCUAAGCAUACAGGAGGUUCUAGAUCUAUUUUGGAGCAUACCAAAUUGAUGGAAAAAGAGAAUGGUAGAGUGAUGAAUCCAUGGGAAGUUCAUCAAAAGUUGCAUAAGAGAAAAGAUGGAGCAUUUGUUGAUAGCAAAUCAUCAAUUAUUAAUGAUAAGAUGAUAAAUGCUGUAGCUAUCGCUAGUCAGCCACAAGAAGAUGGGAGUGUGCCAGAAGUUGAUAUUCACUCGCUUUAUUAUGAUGUUGUUGGCGGGGCAAAAAAGAAGCAAGUGUAUGGAUUAGGCUCGCAGGCAUCAGUGUUUUAUCCGCAUAGUUUUUCCUCUACUUCUUCUGGAUAUAAAUCAGAUGAAGAGCACAUGAAGCAGAUGAUAGAGCAACAUUUUAAUGAUCAACAACAACAUCUUACGAAGCAGCUAGACACUUUACGUGAGCAACAAGAAUCCUUACGUAAGCAUCAAGAUGCAUUGCAGCAGCAACAACUUGAUUUAGCUAGAAGAGAGCAAGGAUUACAUGAUACUUUGCAGCUAGAGUUGGCUGAAAGAGAAAAAAGACUUCAGAAUACAAUGCUACUUCAGAUGCAAGAGAUGUGGAAGAAUAUGCAAAAUGGUAAGCCACCUAGCGGAGGGGCAUAGAUUUGAGGAUCGCGGGUCAUCUAGUUUUCUUUCUUAUUUUUAUUAUUAUGUUGUUUCGAUUGUACUUAUAUACGUUAAACUAUAAUGUAUUGAACAUACGAAUUGACUUUAAAUUUCAAUAUUAAGUUGUAUCAA